Molecule: messenger RNA, 282 nt
Organism: Echinostoma caproni
Lineage: Eukaryota; Metazoa; Platyhelminthes; Trematoda; Plagiorchiida; Echinostomatidae
Source: the annotation of a GenBank genome assembly
AUGCGCUAUCAACAGGCCAUUGACGAUGAAACCUUUGGAACAGCAUUGAUUGAUGUAGAGCGGAUAUUGAACAAUAAACCCCUGACUCCAGUUGCAAAUGAAGCCCCGGAUCUCGCAUUCAAAACCGAAGUAUCUGGUACCUUUGAGACUAAAUCUCGGACUAGGGGUACUCCGAACAAUCCCCAAAUAUUAUUCGACUUGCUGGAAGAAGCAACUUACCUGCCGGGUGUCUUCUGGAAACGAUGGGUCGUAGAGUACUUGCCCACACUGCAGGUGCGCUAA